UAAUGUUUUUUUAAGGAUCGUGUAUUACUAAUAUGAUGGGCAUGAACGAAAAAUACGAUAGUUAUUCUAAUUUAAAGUGUAGAAUAAUUCAGUGUGUUGCAUUUUUUUAAAAAGUUCCAAACUUUGUUGAAGACGUCACUGCCUACUGAAAACUCAUGGCCACUAAUUUUGCAGGCAAUGAAAAUUUACAUUCAGAAUUAACCAAUAGUUCAUAUCGUAUUCCUCUGUCAACUGUGACAUCAAAUUUGUGGUUUGACGUGAACAGGUCCAAUGCUAACCAAGAUCUGAAGGCUAUGGAAUCUAAUUUGGUCUUUAAUCUUAGGACACUGAAUGAAACUCAAGAACUGAGUACCACUGAAUCAAAUGCAUGUUUUAACUUGAGUAGAACCAAUGCUAACCAAGAACUAAAGGCAGACUUGUAUCUUAAUAUCAACAGAUCUGAAGCUAAACAAGAGCUGAGGGAUCAGUUUCUGCAGAACAUUCCUCUAACCCCAGAGAAAUCUCAGGAACAAAAGAAAAAAACAUCAUUCCAAAUAACAAGUGUGACAGUUCAAAGGGCCAAGCUCAGCACUGAUCCUUCAGAUGAUUUUCAUCAGCAAAAUUUAGAGGUUUUAAACAGUUCAAAAAGCAUGGAUGUGGAUAAUGACCUGUCUUCCGAGGACACAACAAGUGACAGCAGUAGUAGUAGUAUCAGUACUAGUAGCAAUGAUUGUAGUAUUAGCCCUAGUACAACUAGCAGUAAUGUAACAGAGUUACAGUUUCUCACUAGUCCAUCCAUUCCAAUAAAAUCUGAACCUCUGGGAAUGAACUCCAUGGGAAAUAUUGUUAAUUCAAAAAUAAUGGUUACUAUUCCUGUUGAUGCUGUAGCUUUAUCUGAAAAUAUAUUACAACCAGAAAUGAAUCAACAAGCAUUAUCAUUAAUAACAACUUCCACCACACCUAGUGUAACCAGUCAAGUUCCCAUAACCCCACUGUCUCAACAAAUGCAAAGUCGAUUCAAAGUUGUGAAGUUAGUAAGUAAUGAGCCCUUUAAACGAGGACGUUGGACUUGUACUGACUUUAAUGAUCCACCAACAGUACAGCAUGAUGAGACCAAGUAUGAAAUGUCUACUGAACAAAACAAUAGUACAGUAAUAUCUAGUUCUAGUGGCUUAACAAAUGCUUUAAUUAGUGAACAUGGAAUUGAUUAUUUUAGUAACUCUUCCCAUUUUUAUGUAAGCCAGACCUAUCCACCACUGCCUACUGAAGAUCUACCUGCAACUGUAAGUGGCCACGAAGACUCUCGGCCAGUAUACAGAAUUAUUCUUCCAGUUGGUGAUGCACCACAAAUGUCUUCAGUGAGUGUGAUUCCAUCUCAUGGAGUCCAGACAGUGCAUACUGUAGAAGGUGAUUACUCUCAAACCAACUCUUUCCCAGAUCACCUACAGCAGAUUCAAGCAGUUCCUAUGUCUGAACCACUACAGUCUGUCUCUCAAGAGCCUGUCCUAUCUCAGUCUACCAAGAAUCUUUCAGACAUUGUAUGUAGUAUACUGACAAAAGAGCUUUCACAAAUUCAGCAAUCAGAUGUUUCUGAAUCUACUGAGCAGACAAUAACAAUGCAAUUACAGCAGCAGGAGUCCAGAAACACUAUUGAAGUUCCUUCAAACUCUCAAAAUGUUAAUUCCCCAGAUCUACACUCAGGGUAUGCAGCUACUAAUCAAACCCCAGUGUGUCAUAAUACUGACAGACCUGGAAAAGUCUUCACUGCAACUGCACCUCUUCUUGAAGUUUUACCAAAAACCCUUGGAGUAAAGUCUGUUGUUGAAGAAGAAGAAGAAAAAGAAAGUACCCUUUCAGGCUCCAGUUCUGUGGCCAUAGACAAUAAGAUUGAGCAAGCCAUGGACCUGGUUAAGAGUCACCUUAUGUUUGCUGUUCGAGAAGAAGUAGAGGUCUUGAAGGAAAAAAUCUCGGAACUAAUGGAUAAAAUCUCACAAUUGGAAUAUGAAAAUGAAAUUCUGAAGGCUUAUGCCUCUGAGGAAACACUCACCAAAAUUUCCAUGGGAGGCUUUCAGUCAGCUUCAGAAGCUCAGUUAACAAUCUCAGCUCAACUACCCUCUCACUCACAGCAUCCCAUGUAACAGUUAAUAGUGUAAUAGAAUGUAUAGAAAAAAAAGAGUUUUAGUUUUAAGAGUGAUCUUUAGAUGUCUCACUAACUAUUGUGUAAUGUAACUGAUGAUUUAAAGAAAUGGAAUAGCUGACAUGGAUGCUUGUGCCUGAUAAAAAAAAAAAUCUAACAAUAAUGAUUUCAUGAACAUAUUAAGUUGUUUCUGAUUAUUUCAGAAAAUAUUUUUUAAAAUAGUUUAUUUGUUAGAAAUAUAGUUGCUCAUCAAAGCUUGAUAAAUAAUUCCUCAAACCUUAAAAAGUUUUAGUUCUAAUGGUAACAUAAGUUUUGAAGACCACUUGACAGAAACUUUUUUCAUCUCUAUUUUGAUUUAACACAGGAUCUAUCCUUCAUCCAGAGGUGCCUUGGUGGCAGGGAUGAGAUGUAACAUAUUUGGUAUUUGUCCAAUUUUUUUGAAGCUUAGAUGUUUCCAAAUCAAACAAAAAUUGACCAAGUUGUAACUAGUUGCAUCAUAAGCAGAAACCCCAUAGUUAAUGACAGUUUUCUAUUUUGCCCAUCAUUGCAUUAGUUUUUCAGACCAGAGCCCAACAGAUUUUUAGCAGAUAGCUCCAAACCCCACUGAUCAUGGUUGGAACUUUGCUACUCUUCAGCAUGUUAUCAUUAAUCACCAUUAUUCCCACUAUUGUCUGCAUAUGCAUGGUUUCAAAAUGUUCAACUUGCAACCUGUGUAGCCACUGUGUAUGCAAUUAUGAUGGACUUUUUGACAGCCUUUGUUGAGGCAAAUCCAUCUAUCAAGGCGAAAAAUGUUAUGUCGGCACUCAAAAAUAGAUUUAGUGCUGACAAGGACAGUAAAUCAAGAAGAUCAAGAACAAAGUGUCAAAACUCAAACAGACAAUGAAGAAAGGUUGCAUAGUUUGACUUGAGAGUAAAAAAAAGAUACAAUCAAUUAGCAUGUGUGACUGUUGCUGGUAAGGUGAUGUGUCCACUUGCAAACCCCAUCGAUUUUGACUGUUCAUAUCUCCCGACUGAAAUAUGUUACCAUCAUAUGGAUUGCAUAUUUCGAUACAACAGGUUCUGGCCUAUCCAACAGUAUAUGCAACAUCUCCAAGACACAAUUAACUGAAUUUUUUGUUCCUUGACCCACCACCCAAAAACACUAUUUUGCCUCUGCUUAAGGGAGAGAUCCUUUAUUAAGUUGUUACUUACUUUCCAAAUCUGCAAUAAUUUUUUAAUUUUAUGAGGUAUUUAUUAUAUUCUAAUAACCUAACAGAGGCAUGAUAUUACUGGAACAGUUUUAAUACACAGUUUUUAUCAUACUUAAAUGUCUAAACUUGAAAAUUAUUUUAAAUUGUACAGUUAUUAUUAAAAGUAAGUCAUCUUUUUUCCAAAUUCUGUCAGUUUUUGUGUUACAAAUAAAACACAAAAACAAAUUGAAAAUUUUUUGCAUUAAGGUUUCUUUACGUUAUAAAAGUCAAGAUGGGGUUAUUUGGUUUUUGGCUGGUCAUGGGCCCUAGCAGCUUAGUGAGUAACAAUGGCCUUGGAACAGUGGUGUGAGCCAAAGGUCCCAGUUUUAAGCCUUGAUCAGGGCAGAUUCUGUAACACCCUGGUUCUUUAUUUUGACACCCAAUAUGUAGUCAUACCAACCUGAGAUGGUGGAUCAAACCAGUUUUGUAGAUGCUUAAAUCAGUGGUUUGCUUGGUAAACUGUGUAUGUGUGUGAUUGUUUAGUUGGUUGAAGAAUAAAACCUAAUUGUGUUCUAUGUUGACAUUUUGUGUUGUUUGUUGUCAAGCUUGAGAAUGUCAAGUAGCAUUAUGUUUCAUGUUGUAGACUCAUGGGCAUUUAUUUCUUUGAGUGGGAGGAUUAUGUGCUAAACAGGAUGAGAAUAAUUUAAAAUUCAAUUAGCUAAACUGUGAGUAAAAGUUCAGUAGCUGUUUGCUGAUUGUUUAAUCUAGGCUUCAUCUGAAGGAUUAAAAGCAUGCCAAACAGUGCUUGAACUGUCCUAGAAUAUAAUGUGGUCCCAAUCUUCAGUAUGUUCAAAGUAAUCAGUAAAGCCAAAAAAGGAGACUAUACUACAGGUGAAGUAAACAUUUCUAAUCCUUCAGAUGAAGCCUAGAUUAAACAUUCAGCAAAUAGCUACUGACCUUUUACUCAAAGUUUAGGUAAUUGAACUUUAUUUAAACUUUCACACUCAACUGUAUAAUUGAGAGUUAUUUAUUUGGACCUUGAGCUCUAAUAGCCCAGUUGAUAAAGCAUAAUUGUUUAGAAACUAUUGUUUAUAUUGUGUUCAAACCUAGGUCAUAGCAAAUUCAUUAGCUUUCUCUUAUAUUGGCUUAAUAUGGGGGCCAUCUCACUCUCUGAGGGCCAUCUGAGCUUGGUAGAUGGUAAAUCAAACCAUAUAUUUGCAUACUUGGCUUGUCAGUUGACCUAUAUAUAGCGGGAUUGUGUAGUUGGCUUGUGAGUAUCUGGAAUGUGUGUGUUUGUUGACAGCUUGGAGAUGCUAUGAAGACAAUAUAUAUUGUGCAUUAGUAAUUUGCUUGUUGGGAGCUUGAAGAUGCUGGGUUAUGUUGGGUUUAAUAUUGUUAACUCAGGAACAAAUCUUGUUAGAGUGUAUACAUAUAUAUAUGGGUGGUUAUAUAAUGAUAAAGAUGGAGUUUAACUGCUUUUUAAUUAAAUCCUAGAAGCUCAUUUGGUAGAGCAUCAGCUUCACGGCAUUAGGGGGCUGUUCCACCUGUGCUGAGAACAGUUGAGUCAUGUAGUAGAAGGUAGAUUAACUCAUUUAUGUACAUUCUUGGUUCAGCCAUUGUCUUGGUUUAAUAUAUGAUUGUAUAGUAGACAGAAAUAUCAUUGCAUCCACUAAUAGAAACUUUAGCAAACAUUAGCCCUGAUUUUACUAGUUAGCUGAGUUUCAAAGCUGGUUUUCUGCUGGCCAAUGUGAUGUAAAUGUAGUGAGACACAUAAUAUAAACAAAAAGACAUUGAUUAUUAAUAUGUAGGUUUUCAAACCAUAUUAUUACUUUACCUUCUGAUAACAAGACAGUGAACAUUUUCUGUCUUUUAAAAUCUACUUGAUUUAUGGAUGAUCUUUUGUGCUAUGUUUUCAUCAAGGGUGAACCUUAAUAUGCAUUGCAGAAAUUAGUUUAUUGCAAAAUUUUGUGAUGCAAAUAUAUGCAGUGACAGUGUGUGUAUUAUAAAACCUGUAGUUACUAUACAAUUAUAAGGAAUACGCUUAAUUAAAACAUUUAUCAGAGGUGAUAGUGAUAUCAAGAGAGUUGCAUAUACAUAUAUGUGAAUAAUGUACUUUUACAAUAUAUAUAUAUAUAUAUAUGUCACAGCUUUGCCAUUAUAAAGUUAUUAUUCACAUCAACACUUGUGUAACUACUAACAUAACCAAGCAAUGUAUUUCUGUAUUUUGGCAAGCUGAAAAUAAUACAUUCUUUUAUUAACAAAAAUAAAAUAAUUUUAGUUUAUCCCAAUGGUGUUAAGAAAAUAGCAAAUAUAAGAUGCUUCCCUGAACCUGAUACAUACACAUUUUGAAACAAUAUCUGCACGUGAAAUCACUGUUAGACUUUCACUGACAAUAUCAACUCUUUUAUGUGAGGUACUGAAAUGCCAGAUGAUCUGUCAGAUCACUGGCUCAUUUAGAGAACUGACUCUUUGAAAAUUACACAUUUUUCUGCAUCAUUCACUAAAAAUACCAGAAUUUUGAUAACUUCACCUAUUCUACCAUCCUGGAGUAGACCAACAUGAUCAUUGGAUUUUAUUGCUCUGGUGUAAUCACUUGUUGGUAUAUUGCAAAGUGCUUGUAAGUGAUAAAAGACUGUGGUAUGAAACUAUUAUAAGCAGCAGAGACAGCAUAACUGUUUACAACAUGUGUCUUUUAGCUCUGAAUAACCCCUUAGUCUCUUGACAAAUUCUAAAGCUCUAAAUCUAAUAUGGUAAAUUUUUCCAGCUGAUGGAAGUGCCUUAUUAAUAAAACAAUUAUUGAGUAUUUGAAAAGAAACAACUUUUGAAGUUUUUACUAACUUGACUAUCUUUCCACUGUCCAUUUCCAAAGAAAAUGAAAAGUGUCAUCAUAAAGGUUCACGGUACCUGACAUUUUCUGCAAUAUGAGUGAGCUUAUGUAUUGAAAGUUGUAUUAUGGACUCUAUACAUGACCUGCAGUGCUACUAAUUAUUCAGGCAAAAUUUAUCAGCUGAAUUCAGAUCUUCUUAGUAAAUGUCAUUUCCCAGAACUGUGUGGAUAGCCUGCAUUAAAAGUGCCAUAUGCUUAAAAUUCGUGUUGGGUAAACUCCCACUUAAACAAGGUAUACUGUGGAAUAAAAGUCAAGCCUUCCAUUCAGAGGCUUUCCAAACAUUUGUCUUUGUUAAAAUUCUGGGUUGUCUUGUGAUCAACUGACUUGUGAUGCAACUACGUAGUACUACUAUUCUCCGACAUCCCAAAGCCAUAAUGGUCACUUGUGGAAUAACACUUAACAAUAUGCAGUGCAUGAGGUCAGUCACAAAUCCAUUUAAGAUCUUAAAAUGGAUAGAUAAACUAGAGGAGAUAGUCCCUUAACAGUUCUUACACAAUACCCUUUCCCUUUAGCCUGUUACAUAUUAUGAAGCAUCUGUCUUUUUGUUAUCUGUAUAUUUCAUGGUUCAUUGAAGAAUUAACAUACCUGUUAAUUAUAAUACCAGAAUGAUAGCAAAAACUGCAGCCAUUUUUAUAUAUAUAAUAACUAUUAAACUGAUUACAGUUCUACAUAAUAGUCUUGGAGUGGCAGCAAUGCAGUAACAUAUGCCAAAAACUUUACUAUUUAUGAUCAUGAAGCUUCUUUUUACAAAUUGUUUCUAAUUCUUUGGCUUGCUCCACAAUUCUGUCCAAAAAUAUUCAUCUGUGAUUCUCCCUUACCAAAAUCACACUUGUUUUGUUUUGUUAGCAGUAGCUCAUUCUAAGCAAGCUGAAUAGAAUACAGAGAAUAAUCAGAAGACUUAAAUACUGGACAUAAAUCACUAUUAAAAGCAUUGGUUAUUUGUAUCAGUGAGUACAUUCUAUGGUUGGCUAAAUUCUGAAUAUGAUACACCAUCAUAUACAUCACUUUAGUGUUUUUUAUAUUUUUUGACUCUAGUAAACCUGUAAGACAAUAUUCUUGAAAUAUCAGGGGCAUGUAGUGACACUGCAUUUGAGAAGAAACUGGAAGUGUCAUAAAUGGCUAGUUUCUUGGAAAAUUUUUAUGUUAAAAAUCUUGCCAUACUAUGAAAAAGAAAAUAUUGUUUAUAUGGAGAGUCAAGCUGCUUACAACUGCCAACAUUAGUCCGACACAAACUGCAUAAAAAGUGAAAAAUUAACUUCUGGAUAUUUGUUAUUAAAAACUUGUAAAACAUGUAUUUUGUUCUUGACAAAAUUGCUUUCCCAAAUAGCUCAUUGAUUACCUGUAACAAAUCAAUUAAUGCCACAACAGGUAAACUGUCUCAAUGCAUAAUUCACUAUAAUUAACAGGGCAUCUGCUUUUGUUGUGUUUACAGAAUUACUCAGAGAGUUAUAUAAAUGUAUACAGUAUGACAAUACUGACAAAGGAUCAAUGUAAAGUGUCAUUUUCAUUUGAAAGAAAAAAUCACUCUCACUGAAAUAAAAAAUGUCUUCGAUGUCAGAUAAACUUUCAGUUGAGAUGUCAUUGUCAUCAUGCUUCUCCUGUGCAUUUUUUCUUAUUUUUCACCAUCAUAUAUAGUAACUCUUUCAGAUUACUAAAAAAGAAACAAAAAAUACUUUAGAAAAGCAGGCCUUAUUGUUUAAGGUCAUGGUAAAUUAUUUAUCUGGUACAGUACACAUGCUCUAAUUCAAAUAUAAAUAUGUAGCAUUGUUCACACAGUAGUCGCUGAAUGCAUGUCACCCUAACCAUUUUCAAAAAUUAAAUACAGAUAAAUGUGUAUUGACAACAUACUCCACCCACUACACCUAAAAAAACUUGUUAAACUUACUCUGUUAUAUGAGUAGUAAAAGAAAAAUGUUACAGUAAAAAUCAUCAGAUUACCUUAAUUUUAUUUAAAUCCAAACUGGCUCAAUGUACAGAUAAGAAAGUCUUGCAAAUAAAAGAGAAAAAACAGCUUAUUGAAAAAAAGAUUAUUAAAUGUACCUCGACUUCUCACAAUUUUUCUUCCUAUUACUUCAAAUUGGAAGUGAGCUUAAAAUUCUCUGUUAUCUAGCUAAAUUGCAGAAUAUAAAUGUAGGUCCUCAUUUCCAUAACAGUUAGGAGCUAGGUUACUUUUAUUGUCUUACCAUUUUGUUACUAGAUGAGUUAAUAUCAGAUGUUCUUUGAUCAGGUAUGGCAUCCAUUUCUUGUGUUGAUUUAACAGAAAAUCUCGCUUGAAAGCAUUUUGCAAUGCUGAUAUCACUAAUAGUAAUACUGCCACUGUCAAUAUUCUCUGAAAAACUGGAAUCAAAUUCACUGUAUUGUCAUUUAUUAUUCCUUAAAAAUUGGGUUGUGCGAGAGAGUUUAAAAACUUAUGUUCCAAGUACAUGUUUUAUAGCUUCUUUUUGGAAUCUUAAAUUAAUGGAUUUUGACUUGUGCUGUCAUUGAUCCUGCAAAAGAUUAAACUUCUAUCACUAUGUGUCAGUUAGGAUGGUUAAUUAACGGUUCGUCACUUCACACUGGUGUGAAAAAAGUUGAAUUAUAAGAAACCUAGUAUGUUUUGUGUUUCAUGUUGUAGACCCUGUUUGAAUGGGAUUGUUACUUAAAAGUCAAAAUUCUCAUUAUUUAACUUAUAAUAGCUCAGUUGGUUGAGUAUACGCCUCAGAUCAUUAGUGCAAGCCAAGGGUCCCAAGUUAAAGCCACGAUCAGAGUAGGUUUCGUAACAUUCUGAUUCAUUAUAUUAUACAUGUAUGUAUAUUUUAAUUUUUUAUAUACUUGAAAUAAUUGAAAAAUAUCUCGGUUUAUUCUGAGUUUUAGUAUGAUAUGUAUGUAGAUAAAUAAAACAAAAUUUUAAACAGGUCUGGAACAUUGCUACAAAUAAUUAAAAUUAAGAUGAUAAUUUUUAUUUGUUUGUGUGUUUUCAGCUAUAAAGUGAGUUUGGGACCAGUGUGAAGCAUUACUAUUGCUUAAAGACAUAAAUUUAAUCAUUUAUAAAAUUUAAUAAGCUUCUUUUUAAUUCAUUAAUUACUUCUUCAAAUUGUAAGGUGUAUGAUCAGAUCAUAACUAUAUUGUUUUGUGACUUUGUUCAUUGAGAACAAUAAAUUUUGUAAAUCAUUACGUCUUUACUAUCAUUAACACUAGAUUGAAACUCCAUGACAAGGCAUUUAUGAAACGUAAGAACACAAAAUUUCAAUAAUUGAAAAUUAGUACAGUAAUAUUAAGCACCUGUUAGGAAAGUGAAUAACUAUGACAUAACUUAUAUUAAUAGAUUGAACAAAAAAAUUAUUUGAACUGAACCAUUCCUGAAUAUAUUUGUUCUUUAAAUGUGAAGUGAAUUUAUGUAUUUUUGUUCCGUCUUUCAAUUAAUUAGUUGCUCGAGAUCCAGGUUGUGCAUACAUGUUAAAUAUUCUGUGAUAGAUAUUGUUUUAAGUCCAGCAUAUAUGUGAUCAACAAAAGAUACACAUAUUUAAAAAAAAAAUAAAAGAUGAUACUUAAAAGUAAGAGAAAUGUAUACUUGGUUUCAAAUUUUUAGGCUAAAUAAUAAUUUUGUAAAUUUUUUCAGCUUAUUGUUAUAUUAGUAAAAAUUGCUGAAAAUUACAAUUAUAAUGAAAAAUACAUGUAAUUCAUUAAGACAAUAAUUUUGUAUCCAGUAACCCGUUAAUCACAUAUUAAGGUAUAAUGCCGAAACAUUAUAGAAUGGUACUUAAAAACUUAAAAUGAGCUUAAAUAAUAGAUAUAUAAAGUUAACAUUAUAUUUCUGAUAGUUAGACCCAGUUGCUUCUCAUAGUCAACAAUGGAAGCAUCCACAUUAUGUAGAUUACUUGAAUGUCUAAGCAUACAUGUGGUCAGUCCAGGUUCUCUGGAUUGUGUAUAAAACACCCAAUGAGAUAUCAAGACUUCUACAUCAUUUGUAGUUCAUUCUUAAUAAUAACACAAAAUUUAGUUUAAGCUGCACUUUAUUUCAUUGUUAAUUGUCUUAAGAUUUUUUUCAUUAUUAUUUAUGUUGGUUAAUUGGUAAGCCAGUGCUAGAUUGUUGCUGUGGUUUUUACAGUAUUUGAAAAUUUUAAAACAGCUUUUCUCGUCAUUGGGUAAUUUGAAGUAGUACUAGUAUAUACAUAUAUCAAUUGUGGGAUGGAGGCCUCCUGUAGCUGCUAUAUUUGGUAAUGAAAAUGUUAUACUUACACUUUUACCUUAACUACUAACAGCCACUGUAUAGACAAAUUAAAAUUUACUGAAACACACAUAAGCUGGCACGCUAUGUCAAGAAAAGAAAUGCUGCUAUAUGUAGAGAAUUCUUAUAAAUUUUGUUUGCAUGAUCAAUCAUCAGUAAAAUGAACAGUAUUCAUCAUUGUGAAAUACUUCUUGGUCAAUAUACCAAUAAGAUGUUGGGGAACACGAAUAUGUGGUCGCCGGUGCUCUUCUGCUCCAUGUAUCUAUCAUUCAGUGAUGGCCUACAUUCUUGGGAUAACAUGAUAGACAGCUGAACAAAACUGCCAAGUUUGUUAAUGUAGCCAACACUCUACAUCACUUAAUUGACUUUAGGUAUCCCCAGUAGUCAAAAAUAUAGUGGUUCAUCUGACAACAUUUAGCCAUCUUGGAAAUUUGACAGCUUGGUUAAUCCACAUAAAUGUCAUUCCAAAGAUGCAGGCCAUCAUUCAUGUGAAUGGGGCCACAAUGAAUAGAUAUAGCUCCACCUGGUGACAAUGUACUUGUGACCAUGUACCUCAUGGUCUUAUUGGUUUAUACCCAAAAAAAUCUUGCUUUUUAAUAAAUAAUAUUCAUUUUAUUGAUGUUCAAACACACCAGAAAUGUAUAGUAACUAUAUAUCAGUUGAUUAAAACUCAUGCAUAUUCAAAUUAGCCAUAGUUUAAAAGGAGCAGGUAUUCCUCAGUUUCUUUACCACUUCUUGUAAGUUUGUAUCCUAGCUAUAGUUUUAAUUAAACUUCAUUAACAACUAUAUCACUUUAUUAAAUUUGACAUUUAGAUAUGUACCUUAACAUAGUUUUACACUUCCAGCUGCAGCUAGUAUUUGAGUUACACAUUCUGUCUGGAUUUGUGUAUCAGAUUUAGUUUUAUUGCUCUGAUGAGUUAUAACAUUAAUUGAUUACUUUUAGACUGGAACCUUAACAACAUUUUGUAAUCUAUUUUUAAAACACUUAUAACAUUUUAUGGGAACACCAAGGCAUAAUAAACUCCCCAUUUAAAGCUGUGAUUGAAAUAUGACAUGUAGCUAACCACCUUAGCUAUUCAGCAGAAUCGGUUCUAGUAACUUGGUUCAAUAAUUAAAAUAUAUUAAGUAGAUUUUGCUCAACUUUUGAAAAAAAGCAAAAUUAAAGUAUAUUAAUUGUCAUAUUUUAAACAUUUUAACUUAUGCUUAAUGUAACUUGUUAAUUUAUGUAAUUUAAGUUAUAGGCAUUUCUGAGAAUGAAGGUAAUAAAAGUAUGUAACCUCUUAUUGUUUAGUUAUAUAACAAAACCUUAAUGCCCAAAUUACUUUUGUCUUUAAUUCAUGUUUUAUUUCUACUAAAACUUUUAAGUGGUCCAUUGUAUAUUAAUUUUUUGAUGUACCCAAAUAAAGGUUCAAUGUUUAAAAAACA
This is a messenger RNA of Limulus polyphemus (Atlantic horseshoe crab), 11804 nucleotides long. Its product is annotated as TSC22 domain family protein 1-like. The transcript has 4 exons. Gene Ontology annotation, biological process: regulation of transcription by RNA polymerase II. The record is from RefSeq and is a predicted model, not a curated record. The coding region runs from base 156 to 2117 and encodes 653 amino acids. Lineage: Eukaryota; Metazoa; Arthropoda; Merostomata; Xiphosura; Limulidae.